GACUUUGCGACAGCUAAGCAGAAGAAGGAUGACCUGCAGAAUCAGUUCGAGGUUUGCUCCAAGCGCCUCGUCACCGCAGAGAAGCUAAUCAACGGCCUUGGUGGUGAAAAGUCACGCUGGGAAGCGUCAUCCGCCAAGUUGGGUGAGCAGUAUGACAACCUGACAGGGGAUGUCUUGAUCUCCUCGGGAAUUAUUGCUUACCUCGGCUGCUUUCUGGCCAAGUACCGAAACGAAUCGGUGGACUCCUGGAUCUCUCUCAUGCGCGAGAACAAAGUGCCCUCUUCUUCGUCCUUCUUGCUGCGAUCUGUCAUCGGCGAGGAUGUGGUGAUUCGCCAGUGGGUCAUUGACAAGCUACCCAAUGACCAGGUGUCUAUCGACAACGCCUUGAUCUUGUCAAACUCCAGGCGUUGGCCUUUGAUGAUCGACCCGCAAAUCCAGGCCAACAAGUGGAUCCGUAACUCAAAGGGUGACAAGCUCCUGGUCUUGCGUCUCUCGCAGAACAACUAUGCGCGGAAGCUGGAGGUUGGCAUCUCCCAGGGCCUUCCGGUGCUCAUCGAGAACGUGCCUGAGGUGUUGGAUCCCUUGCUGGAGCCGCUCCUGCAGAAAGCCAAGUUCAAAGCCGGCAACAUGAUCAUGAUUCGGCUCGGUGACUCCACGGUCGAAUACAACGAGGAAUUCCGCCUCUACAUCACGACGAAGCUCCCCAACCCGCACUACUCACCGGAAAUCUGCGUGCAGGUCACAUUGCUGAACUUCAUGGUGACGCCGGAUGGGUUGCAGGAUCAGAUGCUUGGCAUCCUCGUCGCCAAGGAAGAGCCAGAAGUGGAGAAGAAGCGACAGAAUCUGAUCAUCGAGAGUGCGCAGAGCAAGGCACAGCUCAAAGAAAUCGAGGACAAAAUCCUCGAGCUGCUCUCAAACUCCAAAGGCAACAUUUUGGAUGACGAGGAACUCAUCACGACAUUGGCCAAUUCGAAGGUAACGUCCACACGCAUCGAGGAGCGCGUGAAGGAGCAGGAGAAGACGCAGGCGCUUGUGCAGGAGACUCGUGAGACUUACGUGCCGGUCUCCAUUCGCAGCUCUGCGAUGUUCUUUGUCGUCGCGGACUUGUGCAAGGUUGAGCCCAUGUAUCAGUACAGUCUGGAGUGGUUCAUCGACAUUUUCCUCCUUGCAAUCAAGACCGCGGAGAAGCCUGAGCGAAAUCUUCAGCGGCGUCUGACCGCUCUGCAGAACCAGUUCAUCAAGCUACUCUACGAGAAGGUCUGCGACUCCCUCUUCGCGAAGGACAAGCUCAUGCUGUCCCUGCUGCUCACAUUCAAGUCCAUGGAGGUGGACCACGAUCUGGACCAGGCAGAAAAGAGCUUACUCCUCGUGGGCGGUACCACCGGAGCAGAGGUUCGUCCGCGGCCACAGGCUGAAUGGCUCAGUGAUGUCUCGUGGGCACGCAUCUCUGAGCUGGAGGAUCUUGGCAAAGGACCAUGGCCGGGCUUCUGCGACAUGUUCGCGUCACACCUCGAUGCCUGGAAGGAGGUUUUCGAUUCCGACGAUCCAGUCCAGGCACCUUGGCCUGGCGGCUUCAAGGACCAGAUGACACCCAUGCAGCAGGCACUGGUCCUGUUGGCAGUCCGAGCCGAUGCAACGGUUCAAGGGCUUCAAAACAUCAUCAUGGCCAAGCUCGGAGCAGAUUUCCUGGAACCGCCACCCUUCAACCUUGAGAAGGUCUACAGUGACAGCAACAAUGUCACGCCGCUUAUCUUCGUGCUCUCUUCAGGGGCCGACCCAAUGGCCGAGCUCAACCGCCUGGCCAUCAAGAACAACAUGUUCGAGACCAAGGCGGCCGUGUCCUUGGGCCAGGGCCAGGGGCCGAAGGCCGAAUUCGCCAUCAGCGAGGGCAAGACAGCUGGCAACUGGGUCAUCCUCCAGAAUUGCCAUCUCGCAGUUUCAUGGAUGCCAAUGCUGGAGAAGCUCGUGGAGGAGUUGGACCCUGACGCUGUCGCCCACACCUUCCGCCUCUGGCUGAGUGCCAUGCCGUCGCCCCAUUUCCCUGUGAGCGUGCUGCAAAACGGCAUGAAGAUGACCGUCGAGCCACCGAAAGGCUUGAAGUCGAAUUUACUUCGUGCCUACCUCUCCUUCGAGGAAGAAUGGUUCGAGUCGGCAGGCAACACUGAUGCUUCACGCAAGGCAUUCCGGAAGAUGCUCUUCGGCCUUUGCUUCUUCCACGCGCUCAUCCAGGAGCGAUGCAACUACGGACCACUGGGAUGGAACAUCCCCUACCAGUUCUCGGAGCCCGAUCGCCAGAUCUGCGUGUCGCAACUCAAGAUGUUCUUGGAAGAGAACGCAGCGAUCCCCUACGCAGCUCUGAGCUACACGGCUUCGGAAGCCAACUACGGCGGGCGUGUGACGGAUGCACACGACCGGAUCACCAUUGCCAACCUCAUUACAGACUAUUACUGCGACGACAUCCUGAAGGAUGGCUACAAGUUCUCCGAGUCCGGGAUCUACUAUGCGCCCAAGCACCAAGCCCUCUCGGGCUAUCUGGACUACAUCCGAUCGCUACCCAUCAACCAGAUGCCAGAGGCCUUCGGCUUGCAUGCCAACGCCAAUCUCUCGGCUGCCAUUAAGGAGGGCCUGGGCAUCUUGGCGACGGCCAACUCGAUGUUGCCCAAGGGCGGGGGAGGAGACGGGGGCGCCAAGACUCCCGACCAGAUCCUGACAGAGCUCUCGACCAAGUUCCUAACAGAAGUCCGUCCUCCCUUCGACACAGAAUGGCUGGUGGCAAAGUACCCCACCGACUACAAUGAGUCCAUGAAUACCGUGGUGAAUCAGGAAGCUCUCCGAUUUAACAAGCUGCUCCUCCGCGUGCGGGCGAGUUUGGUCGAUAUCGGCAAAGCGGUGAAGGGCUUGGUCAUCAUGGGCCCAGAUCUGGACGACGUCGCUAAUGGCAUCCUGCUGAACAAGCAGCCUGAGUUCUGGAAGAAGGUGUCCUAUCCAUCUUUGAAGCCUAUGUCCUCCUAUGUGGCGGACCUCGUUGCAAGGAUGAACUUCUUCACCGACUGGAUGGACAACGGCCAUCCCGCCAACUACUGGCUGUCGGGCUUCUUCUUCACGCAGUCCUUCCUCACCGGACAGCUGCAGAAUUUCGUGACGCGGCCCUGA
This is a messenger RNA of Symbiodinium necroappetens, 3153 nucleotides long. NCBI's taxonomy places the organism in Eukaryota, Dinophyceae, Suessiales, Symbiodiniaceae. The record is from the annotation of a GenBank genome assembly.